AUGGAAGACUCGUUUGCAACGGGCGAAUUGCAGCAGCCUGAGGGGAGCCUGGCUGCACACUUGAGAUGGGAGCCUGAGAACCUCACUGCGGGGUUCCACCAGUCUGAGCAAUGGUCAUUUGACAUUCUAGAUUUCUGGCUAGAUGCGGGUGGCCAAUACAAGCAUCCAACCUGUGGCGACGGAAUGGAUCUUCGCGUUGGAGAGAUGGUCUCCGAGCUCGCUAAAACGCACCAGGCUUUGUCCAAACAGGAAGGCUUCGACUGGAAGCUCGCUGCAAACGUAUUCACCGUCGGCAAUCUUCAGACCUUCGUCGGUCAAUACUUCCGUUAUGUGCACCCAUACAAUCCUGUCAUGCACCCGUCUUCGUUCAACUAUGGCACCACCCAGACACAUCUGCUUCUGGCCAUUUUCAUGUUUGGAUCAGCCUUCUCCGCCCCCGAUGACUCGGCAAUCGCGGCAACCUCUUUCUUCGAUCUUGCAGAGGAGUACAUCUUCAGCCACGCCAUCUUCACUCUGGGCAUCCGGGAAAAUGCUCAGGGGGAUCAGCAGAAAGUGAUAUCGAGAGUCGAGAUCGAUAUCCUCCAAGCAGCCCAAAUCAUCCACACUCUGCAAGGCGCCAGGAAUCACUGCGAAACACGGCGCCGGAUAAGGGUGUUCCGGCACCCGCAGCUUGUUGCCGCCGUCCGCCAGUACGGACUGCUGCGCUUUAAACGUGACCGCCGGAUCUGUAGCUCUGAUGAAUACUUUCGAGAAGAGUGCAUUCUGAGGUAA
Messenger RNA from Lasiodiplodia theobromae, 771 nucleotides. RefSeq lists its product as uncharacterized. Gene Ontology annotation, biological process: regulation of transcription by RNA polymerase II; DNA-templated transcription. The transcript has a single exon. NCBI's taxonomy places the organism in Eukaryota, Fungi, Ascomycota, Dothideomycetes, Botryosphaeriales, Botryosphaeriaceae. The coding region runs from base 1 to 771 and encodes 256 amino acids. Gene Ontology annotation, cellular component: chromatin. The record is from RefSeq and is a predicted model, not a curated record. Gene Ontology annotation, molecular function: DNA-binding transcription factor activity, RNA polymerase II-specific; RNA polymerase II cis-regulatory region sequence-specific DNA binding; zinc ion binding.